AUGCAGCUGACGGCGGUGCUCCACUUCACUGACGCCACCAUCCGCGCGCACGACGCCGCGCUCGUGCACCGCCACCUCGUCGGCGCGCAGCCAACGCUCGCAGGGGCGGUGGAGGCUCUGCUGGGGCUGGCGCAGCGCGUGCACGCCUCGGAUGCUGACGUGCUCGCAGCUCUCGUGGACGCUCUGGCUGACGUCAGGCUCUGCUGCGGCUGUGCUGCAAAUCGGCAGGCGGCGGCACGUUCAGGGCGUGGAGGAACCUGCGCGUGGAGCCGCAGGAGGCGCUCAACUGCAUCCUCGUCCCCGCGGUACGCGCGCACGCUGCCCUCACGGCCUCACUCCGCUUGCCCUCAAGCAUUCGCCAGCACGGUGGCGGCGCAUCCGUCGCCUCUGGUGCGCGCGGAGUCCAUCGCCGUGCUCCAAGCCUUCGCCUCGCUGCAUGCGCCGUCCACGCGCUCCCACCUCCCCCUGCUGCACGCCGCCGCGCGCGAGUCCGCGCACCGCGGCGUGCAGAUGGUGGCCGUGGACGUUGAGGCGGUCAAGGAGGACGUGCAGCGCAUAGGACGACAGGUGGAGGGGGAGGACGAGGGGGAAGCGGAGGGCGUGGUGGGCGUGGUGGGCAUGGUGCGCGGUGGGCGUGCUGUGCGAGGGGCUGUGCAAGCUGCUGCUGGCGGUCGCGUGGCAGCGUCGCGGUUACUGCUGCCAGUGCUGCUGCAUUUGUGGCUGCACAAGGCGGCAGCAGCAGUGAGGCAGCCUGCAGUGCGUGCCUCGCAGCUGCUGCUCUCCGUCAUGCUCGCGCAUGGCGCCCACGGGCUUGUGGAGGUGCCACUCAGAGCCUCCCAGCAGGACGACGUCAAAUGCCUUGGCAUCGUUGCUCAUUGA
Closterium sp. NIES-65 is the source of this 879-nucleotide messenger RNA. The record is from the annotation of a GenBank genome assembly. NCBI's taxonomy places the organism in Eukaryota, Viridiplantae, Streptophyta, Zygnematophyceae, Desmidiales, Closteriaceae.